Messenger RNA from Aspergillus uvarum CBS 121591, 1370 nucleotides. Its product is annotated as ACP S-malonyltransferase. Gene Ontology annotation, biological process: fatty acid biosynthetic process. Gene Ontology annotation, cellular component: mitochondrion. The transcript has a single exon. Gene Ontology annotation, molecular function: [acyl-carrier-protein] S-malonyltransferase activity. NCBI's taxonomy places the organism in Eukaryota, Fungi, Ascomycota, Eurotiomycetes, Eurotiales, Aspergillaceae. The record is from RefSeq and is a predicted model, not a curated record. Bases 336 to 1352 code for a protein of 338 amino acids.
GCAAGAAGAACUUCACCUAGCCUCCUGGCAACAGGUCACGAUGCCCAUUUAUCUACCGCGACAUGCAACUGCACAAGCAUCACGGGCUGCUAGAUUCACGAGUUACUAAGAAAUAUGCCCACCUCCCUUUCGAUACCGAGGCCACAUAGAGGGUGCCAUGGCCACCACUAUCUGCAGCCCCACAGAUAUCCCCGAAGUCGAUGCUCCGUUAUAUCUCCGGCCAAAACACCACUACGCACGGCUCUCUUCUUCCCCGGUUUGGGUGCCCUCACCCUUAACUUCACCUUACCUUCUAACCGCUUCUGCUCACAGGCCAUGGGGUUCAGCGCAUAGGAAUGGCAAGUCCAUGGCUUGAGAUGUUUCCCAAAAUAUCCAACAAAGUCAUGAGCGAGGUGGACUCCACCCUGGGUUUCCCAUUGUCUCGGAUCAUAUCCCAGGGCCCCAACUCGGAGCUCAAUAAGACCGAAAACUCGCAACCUGCGAUCAUGGCUACAUCGGUGCUGAUACUCCGGAUACUAGAACACGAGUUCGGCUUCAAUGCAGAUACGCUAGUAGACGUUACCCUCGGCCACAGCUUGGGCGAGUUCACUGCUCUGGUUGCCGGGAAUUACCUUGAUUUUGGGGAUGCGCUAAGAUUAAUCAGACGACGUGCCGAGAUCAUGUCCCAAUGCACGAAGAAGGCCUUCGAAACAACGGGAGAUGAAUAUGGCAUGGUGGCUCUUGUCUGCGAGCCUGAUCAUUUCCCGGAAUUGCUGGAAGCCAUUCAUGACUUUCUUGGGCUCGCGAAGCCAGCAUUGAAAGACGACAUUGAUCAUGGGGCUUCAGUGUUCCAGGAUGUCAUGAUUGCAAAUAUAAACUCUAAUAACCAAAUCGUACUUAGCGGCAGUGUUGCAAGAAUCAGGACUCUGAUAGUCCAGCUCCGUCAAUUUGGGGGCCAUGAUCCUCGCGCGGUGAAAUUAAAAUGCGAGAGUCCGUUCCACAACCCUAUUAUGGCACCAGCUGCUGACUACAUGAGGCAUGCCCUGGAGAAUAUUAACGUCAGAUUUCCCACACAUAUGCAAUUCGUAUCAAAUGUUUCAGGUCUGCCGAUUAGUUCAAGAGAGGAAUUGAAGGCUCUGCUCUCUCGGCAAUGCGUUGAAACUGUUAGGUGGUGGGAUAGCAUUCGAUAUCUAGAUCAGAUUUACGGUGUGACACGCUGGAUUGGAAUAGGGCCAGGGAAAGUUGGCAGAAAUUUAGUGGGCAAGGAAGUUGGCAAGAUCAUGGUCAAGGGUGGCGGUGUCUGGUCCAUCUGCGAUCCUCGGGAGCUGGAGGAUAUUCUAGGUGAUUUGGAAAGAUCGGGUACCGAUGCCUAAUACCAAAGUUCUCACAAU